AUGAAUCCUCGAGUUGAGAUCGAUACAUCGCCACCGUUCGGGUCGGUGAAGGAGGCUGUCACUCGAUUCGGUGGAAGUGGUUCAUGGAUUCCACUCCAUGUUCUUCGACUCGCCGGUCAUGAUGUUGAAGAAAUGGACAUGGAAACAGUAGAAAAACAAGCUGCAGAACUAGAAAAAGAACUCAUCAUCAAAGAACAAGAAACACUGGAGGUGUUGAGAGAUCUGGAGUCAGCAAAAGGAGUCAUGGAAGGAUUAAAAAUCAACCUAAUGAAAGAAGUUUCCACAGUCAUCACAGCCCUCGAUUCCAAUCCCGAUUCCGGAACCACGACCCCCGUUGACCAGUCAUCGGCUAGCUUCACCUUGUGCCCGGUUCCAUUGCCUCCUGGGAUCAUCUUAACGGAGCUCAAAGCGGCUAAAUCGAAUCUAAACAAGACGACCAACGAUCUUGCAUUGAUCCGGGCUUCGGUUGAAUCUUUGAACAAGAAAUUGAGAACCCAUAAAGCAAAUUUGCUGGAUAAAGAAGGCGAAACUAAGCGUGUGAUUGAAGAAACGGUCGAUAUUUCCCACGGAUUGACAUUCGAAGCACAGCAGUUUAGAAAAAUGGAAGAGGCCGCGCAGUAUGAGGUGAUCAAGGCGACUUCGGAGAUCGAGCACACGAAAAUGAGUAUAAGAAUGGUGGAAAUGAGGUUGAUUGCAGCUAAAAAGAUGGAGGAAGCUGCAAGAGCCAUGGAAGCUGUGGCAAAUGCUGAGAAUAACGGCGAUAAGCCGUUGAUUCGUGAAGGAAUAACGCUUUCGUAUGAAGAGUACUCUGCACUUGCUCAAAAGGCGCAAAAAGCCGAAGAAAUUUGCAAGAAAAAUGAUGGUGGAAACGAGUUGUCGUACCAUCGGAAAGAUGCUAAUUUGUCGACAAUGGCAUUUCUGAAGAACUCGAUCGAACACGCCGAUGAUGCGAGAAGAAGCAGAAAAACCCUUGAAGAGGCUCUAGGGCCUAGAUCCGAUGCUGCAAACGGAAGAAACCUCGAAUCCAGAAACGGAUUUUUCCGGGAAAGAUCAGACGAUAUUCAGACAAGAAAAUCGACUCAUAAUCAUCCCAAAACCAGAAAUCCGUACCCGUUUUACGGUCACGCUCCUAGAAACUUUGGGCCGCUGAUGGGGGAUGAUUCAAACGUGAUCAACAAAGAAUCAAGGCCGGUUUUACGAUCAAGUGUCUCAAUCGGCGAUAUUUUGAGCAGGAAACUGAUCCUACAAGAUAAUAUAGUCGUUGGAGAGGAUGUUGAAAGCCAGAGUCGUAGAGACGAUGUAUCUUUGAGUGAAAUGCUUCGUGAACAAAGCGGGCUUAUAUUUCACGAAUCUCGAAAAGCGGAUAAAGAAGGACGAAUCGAUAAGCAGUUUUUCACACAAAGGAAAAAGUUCGGUUUCAUUCACGUAUCGCUGCCUUUAAAACAGAACAAGAAGAAAUCGAAUUCGCAACCUCCGCAACCAUUAAACAUGAGGUAUCCUUAGCUCGAUUUCGUCACGAAUUUAUGAUGGCUUUUUGUUUGGCUUUUGUGGUUUGGGUGUUGAUUUGUGAAAUGCGGUCGGUUACAUGAUUUGUUACUCGGCUAAUUAACCGUUAUCGGUGUAAAAUUGGUCCAGGAUUUAGAUCAGAGAACGCUUGUUUGUACUCCGAUCGCUUCGGGUUUGACUACGUUCCGAAAGUCAAAAUUAACAUAAAAUGUGUGUGAUCUAUAGGAUGUAUCUAUAUUUUCUUGAUUGUAAUCUAGAUGUAUGAAUUAUGAUAUUAAAAACAUGUGAUGAUAUUUAUUACUGUAAUAACGUGAUA
This is a messenger RNA of Cynara cardunculus var. scolymus (artichoke), 1822 nucleotides long. RefSeq names its product WEB family protein At2g40480-like. Bases 1 to 1503 code for a protein of 500 amino acids. NCBI's taxonomy places the organism in Eukaryota, Viridiplantae, Streptophyta, Magnoliopsida, Asterales, Asteraceae. The record is from RefSeq and is a predicted model, not a curated record. The transcript has 3 exons.